CAGGUGCGGCGAGUAGAUUCGCAGAUAGACCGUCUACAGCUUAAUGCGCCACCACCAGUCGGACCCAUUAACAUUACUGGCGACGACCAACACUUCCCGUCAGACCGAGCCGAGCACCUGCAAUCACUGGUCAAAUCAUUCUCCAUAACCCCUUCCUCGCGCAACCCUCUACUCUCUGCAUCCCAGAUCCACCACUACCUCACUCGCGCCCAAAUUUCGCUGCCAGACGAAGGAGAGGAUCUGUCAGUGCAAAAGCAUGAUGGUGAAUACGAGCAAGAGUUGGCGUGGUUGCUGGUCGCAAAGGCCACUGUCCAGGUUUAUGGCUUGAUACUGUCGCGUCUGCUGGAUGAGACUGUCGCCCUUGCAGACGAUGUCUGGUACUGGGACCAGGUGCUGGCCAGUCAACAAGCGACCGCGCUGUACAGCAUACAAACCGCUCCUUUGCGUCUUGCCGAGUGGAGCAACUACGUCUGGGCCGAUGUUCGCAGGAGAAGUGCCGACUUUAGCAUUCGUGGUGCUGGCGCCGAGGCUCAGCAGGGCUUAACAGCUCGGUGGUCCGAGUUCUAUGGAUUGGGCCGCGACAAAUGGAAGGCCAGUGUGGCACGAAAUGUUGCUCUCAUGGACGCCGUCCUUGCUAAGGUCAACGAGGAAGAGCUUGCGGUUGAUAAAUUCGACGCAGCCAUUGCAGCAGCCACCGACGACGAUCCACUCUACGAUGUUGAAGUCUACACUCGGGACAACGGGGAGGCUUCUGGAUCAGGAGUACACCCUGCGACCAUCGCCAACAGACUGAUCAAGAUGCUAAAUGCCAGGGUCCCCGAAUACACACAGCAGUCAAAGGUCAUGGUACAGAAACAUGGCAAGCCGUCUCGCAUUGUCCGAUACUGGCUCCCCGUCACUGUAGGAAUUCUCUUGUCAAGCACCAUCCUCCGUUACCUUGUCAACCGGAAAGCGGAGAUCCUUACCUGGAUUCAAGAGUUCGGCCACACCAUUCGCGACUUUUGGAUCAACUGGUGUGUGGAGCCGACUCGCAAGGUCAUUCAGACGAUCCGCCAUGACAAAGACAGCGAGGUGUCGAUAAUGUCGAAAAGGUCUCUAGAGGGUGACAGGUCCAGCUUGGAACGCAUGGUUGUGGACUUUGCAGUGGACAACCCAGGCAAUGCGACAGAUACUGGUAGCCCGCUCACAGACGUCGAGAUUGCAAGCAUCAGAGCCAAGGUUCGCGAGGGUGACUUGACACCAGUGCUCAAAGCAUACGAGAAGGAUCUGUCCAGUCCCUUCAUGGGCACCAUCCGUGGAAACUUGAUCCGUGCAUUGUUGAUUCAAGUACAAAAGACCAAGGUUGACGUUGAAGUGGCCAUGGGCGGCAUUGAUGCAUUGCUCAAGAGUCAAGAACUGGUAUUUGGUUUCGUGGGUCUCACUCCCGGCAUUCUCGUGACGAUUGGAGUUUCACGCUGGCUUUCAUCUACACUGACUUCACGACGAGGGGCAGACGCAAGUCGCAAGCAAGGACACAUGAUGCGACAAUUGCGCAACAUUGACCGAGUGCUUACCAACUCGACGCCCACAGAAUUUGGAGAACUGUACUACAAGGAUCACGGACUAUUGUUGUGCGAGGUGCAUGUUUUGCGUGAGGCGGCGCACAGAGUGAUGCCUGCACAGAUAUUCAGGGACUUUGUCGAGGAUGUGGAGGAGUUGGUUGAUGUUCGAACAGGAGUCAAGAAGCAGAGGAAGGUGGUCAACAGGAUCCGCUGGGCUCGGGGUCGUGUUUCGGGACACUUGGCAGGCGCAGGCUGGUGCUCCAAGGCGGGACCCUCCAGUCUCCAGAACGUCAACGCGAAAGCCGCCGACGUCGUCCCCUUCUCUUUGUUGUCUGACACUCUCGGUCCUGCGACUCCCGACCCUGCAACCACGCCAAACACACACCGCCUUGCACCUACGCUGCUCAUCACCCACGACCGUCUUGUACACUCGCUGCCUGCCGAUAUACGACUGUCGCCCUCGCACCUCUCACUGCCAGCCGCUGCCGCUCUCUCCCACAUCCUGCCGUCGCCAUGGCAGGCCAAAACCGCAACUAUGACUUUCUCGUACGACCCCACCUCUGCCUUGGCCAUCCUCUCUCUAACACNNAUCAAGCUCCUUCUAAUCGGCGACUCGGGUGUUGGCAAGUCAUGCUGUCUGUUGCGAUUCAGCGAGGACAGCUUCACUCCGUCAUUCAUCACCACCAUCGGCAUAGACUUCAAGAUCCGCACCAUCGAGCUCGACAACAAGCGCGUCAAGCUACAAAUCUGGGAUACCGCCGGCCAGGAGCGUUUCCGCACCAUCACCACCGCCUACUACCGCGGCGCCAUGGGUAUCCUCCUGGUUUACGACGUGACGGACGAGAAGAGCUUCAAUAACAUCCGCACCUGGUUCUCCAACGUCGAACAACACGCUUCCGAAGGCGUCAACAAAAUCCUCAUCGGCAACAAGUGCGAUUGGGAAGAAAAGCGCGCCGUCAGCACCGCCCAAGGUCAAGCCCUGGCCGACGAGCUUAAGAUUCCCUUUAUCGAAGUAUCCGCAAAGUCAAACAUCAAUGUAGAAAAGGCCUUCUUCUCGCUCGCCUCGGAUAUCAAGAAACGCAUCAUCGAUAGCAGUGGCGGUGGUGCCCAAGGAGGUGCCCAGCAGGGUGCUAGUCAGGUUGAUGUGGGUCAAGGAGGUGGCGUUGCGGGUGCCAUGGGGAAGAAUUGCUGU
This is a messenger RNA of Aureobasidium vineae, 2733 nucleotides long. NCBI's taxonomy places the organism in Eukaryota, Fungi, Ascomycota, Dothideomycetes, Dothideales, Saccotheciaceae. The record is from the annotation of a GenBank genome assembly.